CAAAAAUGACACUUCAGUGUGCUUAAAAAAAACACACCAGCAACUAAAACCUGUCGGCUUUGUCCGGGAGUAAAAUACUAUUCUCAAUUUUCUGAGUCGUUGUUGUUAUCGUAACUUAGUCCUUAAUCCGGCGGAGCUGUGGACGACUCCUUUAGUGCACAGUUCUGAGGACUGGGGUUCAUCUCACCUUCCUCGCCAGUGUAGAGUUUACAUGUUCUCUUUGUUCCCGUGUGGGUUUUCUCCUAAAACUAGGUUUAACACGAUCAGAAUUUUUGGUGGCGAUCAGCGAGUUAAAAAAAAACGAGCCGAUUAUAAAAUGAGGCAAUGACAAUAUUUGAAAUUAUAUGUUCAUUUAAAACGAGCCGAUUAUAAAAUGAGGCAAUGACAAUAUUUGAAAUUAUAUGUUCAUUUACUACAUAUACUUGUGGAUGUAAUUGCUUAAAAUAUAUACUUACCUUGGCCUCAUAGUUUUGAGGUCUCGCCUGUGUGGAGUUUGCAUGUUCUCCCCUUGCCUGCGUGGGUUUUCUCCGGGCACGUCAGUUUCCUCGUACAUCCCAAAAACAUGCAACAUUAUGUUGACACCCUAAACUGCUCUUAGGUGUAAUUGUGAUCAUGAUUGUUCUCUGUCUCCACAAUCUCUGCGAUUGCCUGGCAACCAGUUCAGGGUUGGUUCGGCUCCGGCACCCCAUGACCCUCGUGAGGAUAAAUUGCUCAGAAACUGCAUAGAGAUAGAUGGAUGUUUUCAGGCUGCGCAGAAAGUGUUAUGAAAAUGUGUGCAAGAACAACAGGAGAGUACAAGGAAAAAGUUCGUGGAGCAAAAAAGGAGGAGGAGCCACAACGUCAACUACUGGACGCUGUGUUCCAUAUGCAGCCUCGGAUUGUUCUACGCAGAGCAGGAUAAAGUGGUUGAAUCAUACUACGCAUGUAAUUCAGGAUGUCAGUGAGUAUCUUCAUCCAGAGCGGCAACAGCCAGUGUCCGGUCACAUCAAAGAGGAGGAUGAAGAGGUUCAGUGUAUCAAAGAGGAGGAGGAAGAAGUCAUACACAUGAAAGAGGAAGAGCAGGAGGAAAUCAUCCAGGUUCCAGCCACUGGUGUCCUUUUGAAGAGUGAAGAUGGUCAAAGUGAGGAGAGACGAGGGGCAGAGCCUCCAGAAUCAGAAUCAGGUUUACUGGCCAAUUGUGUAAAAAGACACAGGGAAUUUUUCUCCGGCAAUCGGUGCAGCCCUGGUAUGACAUUCAGGCCAACCAGGAACAGCUCAAGUGAUGGAGACCACUGUGGAGGGUCACAAACAGACGAUAAUGAUGAUGAACAAUCGGAUGGUGAUAUGACAUGUCACACUACCAACAAAUGCUGGAAAUGUUCUUGGUGUAGGAUAACUUUUGCUUCUAUCAAAAAUUUCAAACAACAUGUGAAAAUACACACAGAUGAGAAGCCUUUUUCCUGCUCAGUGUGUGGCAAAAGAUUUUCUUUGAAGGCAAAUUUUAAAAUACACACAAGAACACACACUGGUGAGAAACCUUUUUCAUGUCCAGUUUGUGAUAAAAGAUUCACUCGGAAGGGAUAUUUAAAAAUACACACAAGAACACACACUGGUGAGAAACCUUUUUCAUGUCCAGUUUGUGAUAAAAGAUUCACUGAGAAGGAAAAAUUAAAGAUACACACAAGAACACAUACUGGUGAGAAACGUUUUUCAUGUCCAGUGUGUGAUAAAAGGUUCACAGAGAAGGGAAAUUUAAAAAGACACACAAGAACACACACUGGUGAAAAACCUUUUUCCUGCUCAGUUUGUGGUCAAAGAUUUAAUCAGAAUGGAAGCUUAAAGUUACACACAAGAACACACACUGGUGAGAAACCGUUUUCCUGUUCAGUUUGUGGUCAAAGAUUCACAUGGAAAAAAGAUUUAAAAAGACACACAAGAACACACACUGGUGAGAAACCGUUUUCCUGCUUAGUUUGUGGUCAAAGAUUCACAUGGAAAAGAGAUUUAAAAAGACACACAAGAACACACCCUGGUGAGAAACGUUUUUCAUGUCCUGUUUGUGAUAAAAGAUUCACUGAGAAGAGAAAAUUAAAAAUACACUCAAGAACACACACUGGUGAGAAACCUUUUUCAUGUCCAGUUUGUCAUAAAAGAUUCACUGAGAAGGGAAAUUUAAAAAGACACACAAGAACACACACUGGUGAGAAACCUUUUUCAUGUCCAGUUUGUGAUAAAAGAUUCACUGAGAAGGGACAUUUAAAAAGACACACAAGAACACACACUGGUGAGAAAUCUUUUUCCUGCUCAGAUGUGGCCAAAGAUUCUCUGUGAAUGAAAGUUUAAAAAGACUUAAGAACACACAAGUAAGAAACUAUUGCUCGCUCACUUAGGUCAAACAUUCUCUUCUAAGUGCAGUAAAAACCAAGAAGUAGCCCCACCACACACAGACACCACCACCUUCCCAUCCACACCCCAGGAAUUUUCAUGUAUGUGUAUCUGGGUACCAGAAUGAGUGAAACAUGUGAAUAGUAUUUAUACUUUACAUAUUGGAGACUAAGAUUACAACAGUAGAUGCUUUUACUCAAAUCUUUGUCAGGUUUAUCACCUGACUUCUGGAAUAAAGUGCACAAAAUCCAACGACAAGAAGAGUCUGUCUCAUGAGGAGAACAUGAGAGACUAGACAGUAACAAUCUCCAACCCCGUUCUGAACCAGCGUCUCGUGUUUUUUUUUUUUUUUUUUUUUAAUUUUAGUUGUUUUCCAAUUGUUUCAAAAUGUAUUUUUCAUUUUCAUGAGCAUGCAUGCAUUUGGCCCAAUGUUUUAGUGAUGUCAAUGUCAAAUAAGUGAAGCAUUGAUUCAAGCACUGGAAAGGAUGAAUUUUGGUGGUAAAAUGGGUUUGUGAUCCUGAAUAAAAUACAGUAAGGCAGACUCCUUCUGCUUGUACAUUAAAUCCAUUUUCCCCAUUAAAAGAAUUAAAAUGUAUUUUUUUUCCAUUGGAAACCCUCCAAAAAUAAAAGGACCGUACUAUCGAGCAAAACAUGGCUCAAGCAACAAGACUGAAGUGAAAAACAAAUUAGGGCACUGAGGAGGAUCACAAGCGGACGGCCUCUUAACUCCACUAUCACAUAUUGAUGACAUUAAGCCGCUCUCCUCACUCUGAUGAUGUGAUUUAAAAGUCAGAAAGUGAUUUGUCACACCGACAACAAUCAAUGUUAAUGUUCUCUGUGGGAAAAUAUUUGCUUGUAAAAGCAAACAACAACAAAAAAAAAAACACUGGAGAGAAACCUUUUCCUGCUUAGUUUGAAAUUCUUGAAGUACUGAGGAUUUGCAUGUGAUGUCAUGAGACCACAUGCAUUUGUUUUUGCAGCCAUAUUGGUUGGAAAGUUUCUGCAGAAAAAUCCAGAGACGCUAGCCUAGGUUUUGGUUGUUAUUGUAUGCUUUGUUUUCUUUCUUUUACUAUUUCUACAUAAUGGAGAGCACAAGUGAAUGCUGUAAUGAAUUUUCCUUGUCUGACAACACCAAACAUUGGGAUCAGCUGUCAAAGGCCCGUUAUGUGGACAUACAGACUACUGACAGAGAAGUUUUCUUCUGUUAUGAGUGCUGCCAAUAAUCUAAACAUCCGGACAUAUACGACUAUAUUAUACAUAAUCCUUCCCCAUACAGCGGUAUGGAAUUAAAAGCCUACAAAUUAUUCACCGUUCAAGUUUAUGGUCACCUUUAUACAAGAAGCUGGAUCUUUUGUUCUCACUGUCACUAUAGAUUAUUUUUACACACUUAUGUGUUCCACUGUCUUGAUUCCAGGUUGAAGAUAGAUCCGCAUAUAAUAGUUACAAUUUUCAUUGUCACAAACCCCAAACUUGCUGUAAUAAUGACAACACUUAAUUACAUAUAGAUUUGUAUGCUAAAUCC
Syngnathoides biaculeatus (alligator pipefish) is the source of this 3886-nucleotide messenger RNA. RefSeq names its product oocyte zinc finger protein XlCOF6.1-like. NCBI's taxonomy places the organism in Eukaryota, Metazoa, Chordata, Actinopteri, Syngnathiformes, Syngnathidae. Gene Ontology annotation, cellular component: PcG protein complex; transcription regulator complex. Gene Ontology annotation, biological process: regulation of transcription by RNA polymerase II. The record is from RefSeq and is a predicted model, not a curated record. Bases 733 to 2310 code for a protein of 525 amino acids. The transcript has 4 exons. Gene Ontology annotation, molecular function: DNA-binding transcription factor activity, RNA polymerase II-specific; RNA polymerase II cis-regulatory region sequence-specific DNA binding.